This is a messenger RNA of Pongo pygmaeus (Bornean orangutan), 2279 nucleotides long. It is a transcript of the gene CHN1, whose product is annotated as chimerin 1. The record is from RefSeq and is a predicted model, not a curated record. Lineage: Eukaryota; Metazoa; Chordata; Mammalia; Primates; Hominidae. The transcript has 12 exons. Bases 16 to 1560 code for a protein of 514 amino acids. Gene Ontology annotation, biological process: positive regulation of GTPase activity; ephrin receptor signaling pathway; regulation of small GTPase mediated signal transduction. Gene Ontology annotation, molecular function: GTPase activator activity; ephrin receptor binding.
CGCGCGCCCGUUGCCAUGGGAACGCACUCGACCGGGAAGCCCGAGGGAGAGGCGGGAGGCGGCGGCGCGGCAGAGCUCGUGGGAGACGCUAUCGCAAGAUGGCGUCUGCGAGGCCGCGGGAUGCGGAGUGAGCGCGCCCCGCCGGGGGCUGUGCGAGGCUGCUACUGCUCUCCCCGUCGGCACCGCCUCUCCGCCAGCCACUGCGCCGCGGCCAAGCCGGCCGCCUCGCAGAUACAGAUGAAUAUAGACCUCCUGUUUGGAAAUCUUACUUAUAUCAGCUACAACAGGAAGCCCCUCAUCCUCGAAGAAUUACCUGUACUUGCGAGGUUUCAUGGCAUGAUCUCCAGAGAAGCAGCCGACCAGCUCUUGAUUGUGGCUGAAGGGAGCUACCUCAUCCGGGAGAGCCAGCGGCAGCCAGGGACCUACACUUUGGCUUUAAGAUUUGGAAGUCAAACCAGAAACUUCAGGCUCUACUACGAUGGCAAGCACUUUGUUGGGGAGAAACGCUUUGAGUCCAUCCACGAUCUGGUGACUGAUGGCUUGAUUACUCUCUAUAUUGAAACCAAGGCAGCAGAAUACAUUGCCAAGAUGACGAUAAACCCAAUUUAUGAGCACAUAGGAUACACAACCUUAAACAGAGAGCCAGCAUACAAAAAACAUAUGCCAGUCCUGAAAGAGACACAUGAUGAGAGAGAUUCUACAGGCCAGGAUGGGGUGUCAGAGAAAAGGUUGACAUCACUUGUUAGAAGAGCAACUCUGAAAGAAAACGAGCAAAUUCCAAAAUAUGAAAAGAUUCACAACUUCAAGGUGCAUACAUUCAGAGGGCCACACUGGUGUGAAUACUGUGCCAACUUUAUGUGGGGUCUCAUUGCUCAGGGAGUGAAAUGUGCAGAUUGUGGUUUGAAUGUUCAUAAGCAGUGUUCCAAGAUGGUCCCAAAUGACUGUAAGCCAGACUUGAAGCAUGUCAAAAAGGUGUACAGCUGUGACCUUACGACGCUCGUGAAAGCACACACCACUAAGCGGCCAAUGGUGGUAGACAUGUGCAUCAGGGAGAUUGAGUCUAGAGGUCUUAAUUCUGAAGGACUAUACCGAGUAUCAGGAUUUAGUGACCUAAUUGAAGAUGUCAAGAUGGCUUUUGACAGAGAUGGUGAGAAGGCAGAUAUUUCUGUGAACAUGUAUGAAGAUAUCAACAUUAUCACUGGUGCACUUAAACUGUACUUCAGGGAUUUGCCAAUUCCACUCAUUACAUAUGAUGCCUACCCUAAGUUUAUAGAAUCUGCCAAAAUUAUGGAUCUGGAUGAGCAAUUGGAAACCCUUCAUGAAGCACUGAAACUACUGCCACCUGCUCACUGCGAAACCCUCCGGUACCUCAUGGCACAUCUAAAGAGAGUGACCCUCCACGAAAAAGAGAAUCUUAUGAAUGCAGAGAACCUUGGAAUUGUCUUUGGACCCACCCUUAUGAGAUCUCCGGAACUAGACGCCAUGGCUGCAUUGAAUGAUAUACGAUAUCAGAGACUGGUGGUGGAGCUGCUUAUCAAAAACGAAGACAUUUUAUUUUAAAUUUUUAAUUUGAGGGGAAAAGAAAUGUUUUACAGAUGAAGGAAUGUUUUAUAGUAAUUUAAUUUGCUCCUGUAGCUGCAUUAUUUCUUGAUUAGAGGUUUGGGCAUAUAACCAGAUUAAAGUGAAGGAACUUUCUGUUGUUUUUGUAGCACCGCUCAGCUGUCUUGUAAAACAGUGAACACACGCUUUCCGGUUCUAGUAAUCCUGGGUGUUUAUCACGUUCAGAGAAACUCAAGCUAUUGCAUGAUUAGCCCCCUAUCUGGCAAGGAAACCCCAUACAGAAGAAACAACAAACCUGCGCCUGCACCGCCUCUGCGUCCUGGGUAGUCUGUGCUUGUAAUCCAGCAUGUUUCACAGAGUAAGCCUGUUGUGACUUUGCUUUUGGGGUCUAUGUCAUUGGUUUCUGAUGCUUGUACAAACACGCACACACAAAUGGAUAAAACAGCACCUCUGGCUGUUGCAUUACCAUAGACCACAUCACAUGCCUACAUUUUGCAAAUGAUUUCUGGUUUCUCUUAGUUCUUCUCUAACAUAGUACUUUCUUUCCAGCAAAAGCAAAAUGUGUUUUCAGAUUUGUUACUUUAAUAAGUUAUCCAUACCAAUAAAAAGUGUACAACACAGCAUUUUCUGUUAAAUUAUUAUUGGUUUUCAGUUGUAAUUUGGUAUUUUUUCUGGCAUGCAUUUAUUAAUUUAUUAAAUUGGCUUUUAGAAAUCAAAAA